AUGGCAAAAGAGAGUCAAAAGAAGAGAAAGCCGCCUCCAUCACAAAAGAGAUCGACAAAUAAAGGAACGUCAAGCACAACAAUUCUCGCCAGUGUAGGGAUGGUCACACUGUUCCUCUUCGGUUUUGCUUUUGUUUUUGGUAAAUCGACAGAAUGGCAAUUCUACGGCCCCGGCCUAAGUAGAACAGCGGCUACUCCUACCAGAUAUUUCUACGCUAGACCUGUAGAUUCAUCAGGUUCUAUUAUUGAUGCUCGAAACUUGAAGAAAGAGGACAUCAAGUGGGAGGUGCUGGCAAAAAACGGCAACGUGAAAGUCGAUAAGGAGAUUGGCUUCAAGUUUGACGGGUCGAUCUUCUUCAGAUAUCGGAUGCGCGGAUCCGCUCCAAAUGGCAUUAUAAUAAAUGUGCGGUACAAGAAACAGCAGGUUUUGAGAAAAAUUCUUCCCGAGCCAAUCUACGACGAGUCCUGUUACUGCCCAUCAACCUUGGAGCAGUUCUACAAAGAAUUCGACUGUCCUUCGAACUUCGACCAGCUGGACGAAGAUUUAGCCCAGUUUGGCGAAAUUGAUCUAGACCGACUUUACAAAGAUGGAAAAAAGAAGAAAUGGGCAGCAGGAGGACACGGUGAAGCAACUGCUCAUGUUGUCAUCAAAGAUCAAGAACUUUACGUCGAGGAUUUCGGAACUAUAAUGGGCUUUAGGGGCUUCAUGACUUCGAUGUUUUUGAGUCUACUGAGAAAAGCCAAAUUGCCAGAUGCCGAAUUCAUCUUUAACCUCGGCGACUGGCCGCUGGAAGAGAACAUGACGGAUCCGCAGCCGAUUUUGACCUGGUGCGGUUCCGAUAACACGACAGACAUUGCACUUCCGACAUGGGAUCAGACGAAGAAUACGAGACAUGCGCUGUUUCGAGAGAGGAAAGACAUACAAUACGUUGAACAAAUAUCAGGGGAAGUUGUUCCUUGGGAGGAUAAGAUAGAACGGGGCUACUUCCGCGGACGAGAUUCGAAUCCUUCCCGCCUAACACUUUGUGAACUUUCGAUGAAACAUCCUGAGGACAUCGACGCCAGACUGACGUGGAAUCUGCACAAUAAAAAGUAUCAAGUCCUUGUGGAUGGCACUGUUGCGCCCUAUCGUACAGCGUUGUUGAUGCAAAUGGACUCGGUGAUUCUCAAGCAAAAGUCGAUGUAUUACGAGUGGUGGUAUAGAUAUAUGAAGCCGUGGGAGCACUUUAUUCCAAUUGAAGAAGAUCUAUCCGACCUUCGAGAGAAAAUCGAAUGGGCGAGGAACAAUGACGAUAAAGCUCGCCGAAUUGCUUUGAACGCCAAUGCUCUUGCUGCCCAAUGGAUGAAUCCAGAGUUUAUGUACUGCUACUACGCAAAGACUAUUGAGCUUUACAGUAAGAAGCAGUCGAGGCCUGUAAAGGUGACAGAGAACCAUGAACAUCUGACGCAAGAAUCUGACCCAGAUCUCAACAAUCAGUGGAAAAAGUACUUCAGUGAAAAACCCUGCGACUGCCAAAAACGAUCCAGAGACGAAUUAUAA
This is a messenger RNA of Oikopleura dioica, 1539 nucleotides long. Lineage: Eukaryota; Metazoa; Chordata; Appendicularia; Copelata; Oikopleuridae. The record is from the annotation of a GenBank genome assembly.